Molecule: messenger RNA, 728 nt
Organism: Plectropomus leopardus (leopard coralgrouper)
Lineage: Eukaryota; Metazoa; Chordata; Actinopteri; Perciformes; Serranidae
Source: RefSeq, a predicted model, not a curated record
GCUGAGCGGCGUGGUGUACGUCGCAGACAGAGAGGCCGGCUUCGGUCUGGCGUCUCAGGAGCCGUGGAUCCAGCACGCAUCGGUGCGGGACAACGUCCUGUUCGGGAAAGCCUACGAUCCCGUCUUCUACCAGGCCGUGAUCGAGGCCUGCGCUCUCUCAGACGACCUCAACGUUUUGCCAAACGGAGACAAGACAGAAGUGGGAGAGAACGGAGUGACUCUGAGCGGAGGUCAGAAGGCCCGACUCGCCCUCGCCAGAGCCGUUUACAUGGACAAAGACAUCUACCUCCUCGAUGAUCCGCUGGCGGCGGUCGAUACCGACGUGGCCGAACACCUCAUGAAGAAAUGCAUCAUGGAGCUCCUCAGAGGGAAGACCAGAAUCCUUUGCACACACCGCAUAGAGUUUGUGGACAAAGCGGACACGGUCGUCCUCAUGGACAACGGGACCAUCGUCAGGACAGGCACACCAGCAGAAAUCCUUCCUUUGGUCGAGGCCGUGCCCAAAAAACAGAAGAAUGACCACAACAGGAAAGAGAAAGAUGGUGUGGAGCAGGAGGACGAGGAGCCCGGUUCAUCGCCUGAUCUGCGCGUGGACGAUGACCCCGACCGGUCGUUGGCGGAGCAGAAGCAGGCGGGCGGGCUGGCGUGGAGAGUUUACCAGACCUACUGGGCGGCUGUGGGCGGAGCGCUGGCCGCCUCCAUCCUGAUGUCUCUGCUCCUCAUGCAAG